AUGGCGCCCCCAACUGAAAGCAGUUCUCACUCCGCCGGACAAAAUGGCAAGCAGCGCAUGUUCCUCAUUGACGCUCGUCAGGACCUUCUCAGCCAGGCAGGGCGAAUCCUUCCCGAUUUGCGGACCAUCCACGAGCUUGGACAAACAGCAUUCAAUGGAGGGCUAGUUGAUGACCGAAAAUAUCUGAUCGAGAAUAUCAUCCAAGUCACGGCAUCCUUGCCCAAUACAUCUGCAUUACGAGGGAAGAUCACGGAUGCGUUCGUCAGCACUCUAUGGGACAACCUCCAGCAUCCUCCUCUGUCUUAUCUCGGGGAUCAAUUCAAGUAUCGGACCGCGGAUGGGAGCUAUAACAAUAUUAUGUACCCCCAUCUCGGUGCUUCCGGUAGCCAUUAUGCCCGGACUGUCACCCCUCAGCAUCCGAGGCCUGCGGUGCUUCCUGAUCCGUCUCUUAUAUUUGACACCCUACUCGCACGUGACGGCCCUGCAAAGGAACACCCGAGCAAGAUAUCCAGUACUCUCUUCUAUCUAGCGACAGUGAUCAUCCACGACCUUUUCCACACGGAUGAAUGCGACGGCACAAAAGUAAAGAACUCUUCCUAUCUCGAUCUCGGGCCAUUGUAUGGCCAUAACCAGGACCAGCAAAACAAGGUGAGAACCUUCACAGACGGUCUUCUCGAACCCGACACAUUUGCGGAAAAGCGUCUCCUCACGCAGCCGCCGGGGGUUGGCGCAUUGCUAGUUGCCUUCAAUCGAUUUCAUAACUGGGUCGUAGGGGAACUGGCCUACAUUAACGAAGCUGGGAGAUUCAGUCUGCCUGCUGGGGUGAAUCAAGAUGAUCCCCGAUACAGCAGCGCGGUGGCUCAGAGAGAUAAUGAUUUGUUUCAGACGGGGAGACUGAUAACAUGCGGUUUAUACGUCAACAUCAUACUGAACGACUACCUCCGCACAAUCCUCAACCUCAAUGAGAAUCUGACCCAGUCGGACUGGACACUCGACCCUAGAAAGAGUCUGGAAGUGUUUGACAAAGGAGGCGUUCCCCGAGGAGUUGGAAAUCAAGUCAGUGUCGAGUUCAACAUGAUAUACCGCUGGCACGCGGCCAUCAGUAAUCAGGAUGAAGCCUGGGCAAACAGUCUUUGCCAAAGGAUCUUCGGACCGGAAGUCGAUGGCAGCACAUUAUCGGUGAAUCAAUUCCUCGACGGUUUGCGAAAAUACUUCGAGGACAAUGUACCAGGCGAACCUCCAACGUGGACUUUUGGAGGGCUGGAACGGCAGCAGGAUGGACGCUUCGCUGACAGUGACCUUGUUCGUCUUAUAUCAGACGGGUGCGAGAACGUCGCUGGGGCAUUCGGCGCCAGGAACAUUCCCAAAGUAAUGAAAGCCAUUGAGAUGCUCGGGAUUGAACAGGGACGGCAAUGGCAGCUGGCUACUCUGAAUGAGCUCAGAGCAUUUUUCAAACUGAAGCCAUAUUCAAGUUUCCUGGAGGUCAACUCGAAUCCAGCCAUCGCGGAAGCCUUGGAAGCACUAUACGGCCACCCUGAUAACAUAGAGCUGUACGUCGGCAUACAGGCAGAAGAAGCUAAGAAGCCCUUCUACCCAGGCUCAGGGUUAUGUCCUGGAUUCACCAUCUCUACUGCUAUCUUGUCUGAUGCAGUUGCCCUCGUUCGCGGAGAUCGAUUCUACACAGUCGACUAUAGUCCAGCCAACCUGACCAAUUUUGGCUUCAAUGCCGUGAGCUCCGACUUUGACGUCGCUGGCGGGGGCGUCAUGUACAAACUGCUGAUGAGAGCCUUCCCUGGAUGGUACCGGCCAAACAGCGUCUAUGCACUAUAUCCAUUCGUGACACCAGAGAAGAGCCGGGAGAUUAUGGACAAAUAUAUGAAAUUCAAGGACCUGAAUUUCGAUCGACCGUCAUAUACUCCGCCACCUGUGCCGGUCACAACUUGGGAAGGUGCGACAACGGUUUUGGAGAACCAGAAGCGGUUCCAUGUUCCUUGGGGAACACAUACAUUCCAGAUUACGGGGCAUGAUUACAUGCUCAGCGGGGAUUCCGCGGCGAAUGCAGAACAAAGGCGAUUCGUCAACGAGUGUCUCUACGAACCAAAAACUGUACUGGAGGUUGUGCGAAAGCUCUACGAAUCCAUCACGACAGCCCUGCUUCAUGAGAAAGCCUUCAAGCUAAGGGACUAUUAUCACGUUGACAUUGUCGGGGAUGUUGGAAACCUAGCACACGCACAUUUCUGCUCGCAGUUCUUCAAUAUCCCCCUCAAGGACGACAAGGACCCGUCACCUGAUGCGUAUACACCUAGAGAGCUCUCCGAUGCCCUUUCCCUGUUGUUCGGCUAUGUGUUCUUGGAUCUUGAACCGACCGAUUCUCUCAGGAAUAGGAUCGCAGCAGCAGCGGAGGAGCAGCGAAUGGGCGCUAUCAUGGCCAAGUCAGUCUCCAGCGCUAGACAUAGCGUCGUAAGACGUUUCAUGCAGGCGCUUGGGAGGAGCGAGGCCGGACCAGGGAGCUAUGGUCAGCAGCUUGCUAACCGGUUACUGAGAGAGGGCAAGAGUGUUGAUGAAGUCGUGUGGACCAUUAUUCCAACCGCAGCGGCAGCGUGCGCGACUCAAGCUCAGGGUUGGGCACAAAUGCUCGACCUCUAUUUGUCGGACAAGUACGCCUCGCACUGGCCCGCGAUCCAAAAGCUGGCACGCUCCGCUGAUCCUGCAGCGUUCGAAAAGUUGAAAAAAUACGCUCUCGAGGGUUUCCGCCUGUCUACUCCGGCUUUCGGUGUCCUCCGGACAGCAGUCGAGGAAGCCACAAUCAAGGAUGGAGAAGCCACUACAACUGUCCACGAAGGAGAUACCAUUUUUGUCGACUUUAUUACUGCUGGCCGCGAUCCUGUCAAGUUUCCCGACCCUGACGAGAUCCGGCUCGACCGUCCGGCAGAUAGUUACAUCCACCAUGGCUGGGGUCCACACGCGUGUCUUGGAAGGGCAAUUGUCACUACAGCCGGUGCCGCCCUCUUGCGUGUCCUUGGCCGGCUCGAAAAUAUCCGUCGAGCUCCUGGACCUGCCGGAGAGAUGAAGAGCAAGAUGGUGAACAACGCGUUUAAGUUGUACUUGCGCGAAAAUGGAUCCUCCUGGACGCCGUUUCCUCAGAAUAUGAAAGUAAUAUUUGACUCGUUUAAGUAG
Molecule: messenger RNA, 3177 nt
Organism: Aspergillus fischeri NRRL 181
Lineage: Eukaryota; Fungi; Ascomycota; Eurotiomycetes; Eurotiales; Aspergillaceae
Product: peroxidase/cytochrome P450 family protein
Exons: 16
Coding region: 1-3177 (1058 amino acids)
Biological process (GO): response to oxidative stress
Molecular function (GO): monooxygenase activity; heme binding; peroxidase activity
Source: RefSeq, a predicted model, not a curated record